AGGUCUGGGUAGGAAUUAAGAUCAGAGGUCCUCAUCCUUAUUAAGAUCCCCGAAAAAGAAACAGAAAUUUGAGUUUUCGCAGCAAAAGAGGCUUGGGAAAAAUUAUAUUUUUCUCUGGCGUGAGCUUUUAAAAGGUUUGAUUUCACUGACAUGAAUAUCAGGCACUUCAUUAGAUAGCAUUAAUAAGAAAGCCCAAGUUUUAGCGCAUGCGCAUGGGAGCUGGACUGUAUAGGUGGUUGCGGAGAGAAGAUCAUGGAGAUUGAAUGAAAAUUUUAGUUAUGGCAGCUUCCAGGUGCAAUUUUUUUCUAGGUAGCGGUUCCCUGCUGUUAAACUGAGGAAGACACAAUGGAUCUGGCAUACGUUUGUGAAUGGGAGAAGCGCCCAAAGAGUAACCAUUGCCCAUCCAUUCCAUUGGUCUGCGCCUGGUCUUGUCGCAACUUGAUUGCUUUCACCACGGACCUCAAAAAUGAGGAGGAAAAAGAUCUCACCCAUAUGGUCCAUAUCCUUGACACAGAACAUCCGUGGGACGUCCACUCCAUCAAUUCUGGACACAUUGAAAUAAUCACCUGCUUGGAAUGGGAUCAGUCAGGAUCCAGACUUCUGUCUGCUGACGCUGAUGGGCACAUCAAAUGUUGGAGUAUGAUGGACCACCUGGCUAACAGCUGGGAGAGUGUGGUGGGCAGUGAAGUGGAAGGAGACCCAGUAGUGGCACUUUCUUGGUUGCACAAUGGGGUGAAGCUGGCUUUGCACGUGGAGAAGUCUGGAGCAUCCAAUUUUGGUGAGAAAUUCUCCCGGGUCAAAUUCUCCCCAUCGUUGACCCUCUUUGGUGGGAAACCCAUGGAGGGCUGGAUCGCAGUGACCAUCAGUGGGCUGGUCACUGUCUCCCUGCUGAAGCCCAAUGGACAAGUGCUGACCUCCACGGAGAGUCUCUGCCGCCUGCGCUGCCGGGUGGCCUUGGCUGAUAUUGCUUUCACCGGUGGAGGCAACAUUGUGGUGGCCACGUCAGAUGGUAGCAGUGCCUCUCCAGUCCAGUUCUACAAAGUCUGUGUCAGUGUGGUGAACGAGAAGUGUAAAAUUGACACAGAAAUCCUCCCCUCCUUGUUCAUGCGCUGCACCACAGACCCAGCUCGGAAAGACAAAUAUCCUGCAAUCACCCACUUGAAAUUUCUAGCUCGGGACAUGUCUGAGCAGAUGCUGCUGUGUGCCUCCAGUCAGAACAAUAGCAUUGUGGAAUGCUGGUCACUCCGGAAAGAAGGACUGCCGGUUAACAACAUUUUCCAGCAGAUUUCCCCCACAGUUGGGGACAAGCCGCCGAUGAUCUUGAAAUGGCGGAUCCUUUCAGCCACUAAUGACCUGGACCGAGUUUCUGCUGUGGCAUUACCCAAACUGCCAAUUUCUUUGACCAGCACUGAUUUGAAGGUAGCAAGUGACACCAAGUUCUACCCGGGUUUAGGCCUGGCACUUGCUUUCCAUGAUGGCAGCGUCCACAUCAUCAACCGCCUCUCCUUGCAAACCAUGGCAGUGUUUUACGGCUCAACCUCUCAGCGCCCGGUGGAUGAGCAGACCAUCAAACGCCAGAGAACUUCCGGCCCUCUGGUCUACUUCAAAGCUAUGCAGAUGUCUUGGACGUCACUGGCCUUAGUUGGGAUCGAUAGCCAUGGAAAGCUUAGCAUGUUCCGGAUCUCUCCCUCCAUGGGUCAUGUUCUGGAUAUGAAUAUUUCUCUCCGUCACUUGCUUUUCCUGUUGGAGUACUGUAUGGUGACAGGGUAUGAUUGGUGGGACAUCCUGCUUCACGUCCAGCCCGGCAUGGUGCAGAAUCUGGUGGAAAAGCUGCAUGAGGAAUACAUGCGCCAGAAUGCCGCCCUGCAGCAGGUCCUCUCCACGCGCAUCAUUGCCAUGAAGGCCUCACUUUGCAAGCUCUCCUCCAGUACGGUGGCCAGAGUUUGCGACUACCAUGCUAAGCUUUUCCUGAUCGCCAUCAGCUGCACCCUGAAAUCCCUGCUCCGGCCCCCAGUCCUCAACACGCCCGACAAGACUCCUGGGGACAGGCUUACUGAGAUCUGUGCCAAGAUCACCGAUAUAGAUAUCGACAAAGUGAUGAUUAAUUUGAAGACAGAAGAAUUUGUGCUGGAGAUGACCACCUUGCAAUCUCUCCAACAAUUGAUCCAGUGGGUUGGGGACUUUGUGCUCUAUUUGCUCGCCAGUCUCCCGAACCAGGGUUCUGGACCAGCAUCAGGACCUGUUCGUCCAGGUCACAGUUUCCUCCGGGAUGGGGCCUCCCUAGGCAUGCUCCGUGAGCUGAUGGUCAUGAUCCGGAUCUGGGGCCUCUUGAAACCAAGCUGUCUUCCCAUUUAUACAGCCACAUCUGAUACACAGGACAGCAUGUCCCUCCUCUUCCGACUUCUUACCAAAUUGUGGUUAUGCUGUCGUGACGAAGGCCAUCCCAGCGAGCCGGACGAUACCUUGAUCGACGAAUGCUGCCUCCUACCCAGCCAGCUCCUCAUCCCAAACAUGGAUUGGCUUCCGGUGAACGAUGCCAUCAUCAGCAAACUGCAGAAUAAGCAGCCUGUCCGGCUGCAGUUUGGAAAGCCUCUUGGAAUCGUUGGACACUCUACUUCGGUUCCGUGCGAUGCAUUUUCCAGGACAACUGGGUACCCAAAGAUUGACCACCUGCGGCGCCUCCAUCUUGGAGCUUAUCCUACUGAAGAAUGCAAGUCCUGUACGAGGUGCGGCUGUGUUACGAUGCUCCGUUCCCCAAAUAAGACCACAGCUGUGAAGCAGUGGGAGCAGCGAUGGAUCAAAAACUGCCUGUGUGGUGGCCUGUGGAGGAGAAUGCCCCUCAGCUACUCAUGAUGGACACCAGGACUCUUUGCCUUCCCCAGAUGGGAUGCAUGAGGAAUGGACCACCUUUCCGUGGAGUUUUGCAGCUUACUCCAUUUUUUAAAAAAAGUCCUGAGGGAAAACAGCCAAUAUAAGAAACUCAGGAAGAGUUGUGGGUGGUUUUAUCCCCACGGAGGAGCAGACUUUCCUAGGCCAAAGCACCAGAGAAAUCAAUGGGAGAUGCUGGAGGAAUUUGAAUUGAUUGACACUUCUAGUAUCAAGUGGAACUUGGCCAGUGCCAAAAGUUGCAUUGAUCUCCCCUAUUUUGCAUCACAGUCUUUUCCUCUUAUUACAAAUAGCUGCUUUUGGUUCAACAUUCAGGAAGGGUUAAAAUGCUGCAUUAAAAAAUGCAUUUUUUAGCAUUGUUCAAGGUGCAGAAAAGUAGACAAUUAUAGGAAAGAGAAGGAUUUUUCUUGAUGUACAAAUUUGCUUCACACAGAGAAUUGGGGGGAAGGGUUUGUGGGGGACAUUCUAACUGUAACAGGGGUCCUCAACCUUGGCAACUUUAAGACUUGUGGACUUCAGCAAAGCUGGCUGAGGAAUUCUGGGAGUUGAAGUCCACAAGUCUUAAAGUUGCUAAGGUUGAGGACCCCUGAACUAUAACAUUCUCCCCUGAUUUUCUGUCUGUAUGCUCUUGCCUCAAAAUUCCCAGUAUCUAGGAAGCUCAUGUGUUGGGAAACCGAGGUCAAACCAGUUCCAUCCUUCUUCUGCCUGCUGUCUGAAAUAAUCUAGUUUCCUUCCUUCCUUUUCAGGAAGAUUUGGUUCUUAUCUCAUCAUACAGCUGAUAUGUCUGCUUUGGAACUUCUAAGCUCUACAUACUUCAGAGACCAUUCCUGGGGAAAAAUAUGUGAUGGAUUUAAAAACCACAGCUCUGAUCUUGUAUUUUUUUAAAAAAAUUCCUGGGAUACGAACGAGACUGUGAUCCCUCUGUGCAAAUCUAAGGGGGAAAGGAGCCGAUGACUUUCUUUGUGCCCAAUAAUUCUGUGUUUUCUCAGAAAGUGAAGGCAGAAAAGAAGAUAAAAGUAUUCAUGGUUAAGUGAUGGUUUUAUAAAUAUUGUAACAGGAUCUGAGUUUGUACAGAUUAUAAUUAUAGAGUUUUGUAUGCUUUGUAAAUGGAGAACUUUUUUUGUUCUUUGUUUUUCUCAUGGAGUAUUUCCCCUCCCUCUCUGAACUUUUAAAGCCAAAACAAACAAACAAAACCCUUAAAAGGAACAGCCUCCCUCCCUCCCUCCCUCCCUCUCAAAUACAGCUUGGAACAGUUUUUAAGUGCUUUCUGUUUUGAAGUUUGCUUUGUCAUUCUAUUUUCAGGAAACCGUGAUGGAAAAAAAUGGGGAAGGAGGGGUGAAAGCAGUUAGAAAUAAACCAGGACCAGCCAUUCUUGACUGAUUUUUGUUUUUGCAGCGAUCAGCCAGUUAAUACAGGUAGUCCUUGACUUAAAACCAUUCGUUUAGUGACUGUUUGCAGUUGCAGUGGCACUGAAUAAAGUGACGUACAGUGGUCUUCACGCUUAGGACCAUUGCAGCAUCUCCACAGUCAUGUGAUCAAAAUUCAGACGCUUGGCAACCAGCAUCUACAACGGUUGCAGCUGAAAUCCAUUGUCAAAAAUGUGGAUCUUUUCUAAAUGCUUUCUUCUGUUUCUCCUCAAUAGUUCUUUAGCUCUAUUGUGUUCUAGGUUACAGGGAAAGUUUUUCAAGUCACAUCACUUGAAAAUAACAUUUUAAAACAUGUUCUUAGUAAUAUGCAUUCUCAUAAGGACAUAGCACAUAAGCGUUGCUUGAACAGGUCCCCAAGACUAUCUGGGACAUGACACAUCCUCUUCACGACUUGUUUUCCUUGUUACCUUCUGGGGGGAGGAGGCUCCGUGGUAUCCGAAGCAGAACAUCCAGAUUCAGUCACAAUUUUGUUCCAAUAGCAUCAGCCUUGUGAACCCUCAAGCUUCGUCUUUCCACUAUGUAUUCAAGAUGGACAGCGAUUAAUAUAUAUUAUGUAUAUAUGUAUAGGUGUAGGUCAGGAGUGUCAAAUUCGAUUUCAUUAAGGGACGCAUGAGCAUUUUGCCCUUGGAGGGGGGGAAACGGGGUGUGUGGCUGACUGAAUGGGCGUGGCCAGCUCGACAUCCUGUUGGAAUGCACCUGUAGGGGGCUGGCGGGGUUGGGGGGGAUCUAGAAGUCUUCAGCAGAAGGGGACGGGAUUUGGGUAAACAAUGGAGCCUGGUCCACCGGAGGAGCAUUGCCAUCCCUCUUGGGCUGUGCAGGGGUCUCUGGAUGGCAGCAAAGGGUUCUGGGUGGUGGAGGGGCAGGUGCCUUGCCCACCCCUCAAGCUCCUGGUGCACCAGAACCCCACAAUCUGACCCCACUUCCAGGGGGAUGCCCGGACUGUGCGUGGGGCAGUUCUGGGGCUGGGCUCAGGCAGAACAGGGAUGGUGGGGCUUCUCCCUUCCCAUUUGCCAAGGCAGUUGGGGGUGUGGCGGCGGGCAGGAGGCCUGGCACAUCUGCCUGGCACAUCUGGCAGGCCAGAUCGCAUGCCUCCCCCCCCAGCUCUGCCUCCGCCUGCCGCUUAGAGGGCCAGGCAAGUGGCCACAGCACUCACAUCCACUGUCUGUCUUUGUCCUCACCCACCAUGGCUGGGUAGGGUGGGCAGCUGGCUGGCUGGCUGGCUGCCCGGCACAUCUGGAUCCCAUGCCUUCCCCCUGUGCCUCUGACUGCUGCUUGGUGGCCGGGCCUGGCAGCCACAGCAUUCAAACCCACCUGCACUGCACGGGCUUCGGAUCCCGGGGUGCGCUGGCUGAUGGGCAGCUGAGGGACUGGAGGGCUGCGGCUGCUUCCGGUCACCGCUGGCCCCUGUGCACUCACCGCCUCCCGUGAACAUUCCCAUGGGAGUGCCUGGCUGGGCUGGGGUGAGCCGGGCUACGGCUGUGGUGGGCUGGGGUUAGCCGGGGCCACAGCUGGGGUGGCAGGUGCCCUACAAGCUGGAACUGGGCCCUUCGCAGGCCAUGUGUUUGACAUGUCUGGUGUAGGUAUAUAUGUAUGUGUUUGUAUAUUGCAUAUGUGUGUUAUGUAAUGUGCAUGGUUAGAUAUUUACUUUCCUUUGAGAGCGGGCAACAAAAUUUCAUUUUUAAUGUGGGCCUGUGUGCCCAAAGUAAAAAAUAACAAUAAAUCUUAUCUCAUCUCA
Crotalus tigris (Tiger rattlesnake) is the source of this 6048-nucleotide messenger RNA. It is a transcript of the gene MED16, whose product is annotated as mediator complex subunit 16. Gene Ontology annotation, molecular function: protein binding. Gene Ontology annotation, biological process: positive regulation of DNA-templated transcription. Bases 346 to 2853 code for a protein of 835 amino acids. Gene Ontology annotation, cellular component: mediator complex. The transcript is spliced from 16 exons. Lineage: Eukaryota; Metazoa; Chordata; Lepidosauria; Squamata; Viperidae. The record is from RefSeq and is a predicted model, not a curated record.